AAAGGCACCGAAGCCAGGCAGAGGAGAAGCUGCAGAAGCCGGAUCCAACGGGGAUUGUCCAUCCGCUUGUUGUAGGGAAGUCCCGGCAAAGGAGCACAGCGCUCGCAGAAGCCCCCGGUUUCCCCCAUGAGCAUUUAAAUGUUCCUCAGAACAUCACUGUGUAACUCUGAGAGUCUAUCUAUGGCCUGGUCUUCACUGCAGAAUGACAUUGCAACAUUUUCUCUAUUACUUCAGAAUGAAGAUGGGAUACUUAAAGCUUUUGAUGAUGGAAAAUUUCAAAUCAUGGAGGGGACGCCAAUACAUUGGACCUUUCAAGAAAUUCACUUGUGUCAUUGGCCCUAAUGGUUCAGGGAAAUCAAACAUAAUGGACGCCCUUAGUUUUGUAAUGGGUGAAAAGGCAUCUAAUUUAAGAGUGAAACACAUUCAAGAACUGAUACAUGGAGCACAUGUUGGAAAGCCAGUUUCGUCAAGUGGAAGUGUAAGAAUGGUGUACAGUGAAGAAAAUGGAGAAGAAAAAAUGUUUUCAAGAAUUAUUCGAGGUGGUGGAUCUGAGUUUCUUGUCAAUGACAUUGUUGUCAGCCGAUCUGUAUAUAUAAAAGAACUUGAAGACAUUGGCAUCAUUGCUAGAGCAAGAAAUUGCAUGGUUUUUCAGGGUGAAGUUGAAGCAAUUGCAAUGAAAAAACCAAAAGAAAGAACUCAGCUUUUUGAACAUAUUAGUAAUUCAGGAGCACUUGCUGUUGAAUAUACAGAAAAGAAAAAGGAUAUGCACAAAGCAGAGGAAAAUGCACAGUUCAGUUACAACAAGAAGAAAAAUGUUGCAGCUGAGCGCAAAAAUGCCAAGUUGGAGAAGGAGGAGGCAGAACAUUACCAGAGGCUGUUGGAAGAGUUGCAUGAGUAUAGGAGGCAGCUUCAUCUUUUCCAGUUACAUCAUAAUGAACAAAAAAUUAACAUACUCAACAAAAAAUUGUCUGCAAAAACCAUGGAUAUUGAAGCUAAGCAAAUUGCACUUUCUCAUGCUGAAGAUGCAGUGAAAGCUAAGAAAAAGAUUAUUGGAAUAUUAAAUAGAAACCAUCAGCAUAUUGAAAAAGAAAUGAAAUCAAUGGAAGUUGUGCUGAAUCAAAAGAGAGUUCAGUAUAUUAAAGCAAAAGAGAAAACCUUUCACCAAACAAAAAAGGUAGAUACAGUUAUGAAAGUCUUGAGAAAUCAUAUGAAAGAACAGGCUAAGCAAGAAGAAAACAAAAAAGAAUUGGAAGCAGAACUGGCUGAUAUUAAUAGAGCUUGGAGAGCAUUUGAAAAAAAAGUUGAAGCUGAGAUGCUGCAUCGAGAGAGUGAUGUUUUCCUGGAAGAAAAUCAGAUUGCUACAUAUAAGGAGCUGAAAAAACUAGUUAGGAAAAAAGUAGCCAUAUUAACUCAGCAGCUGGAAAAACUGCAGUGGGAACAAAAGGCAGAUGAAGAAAAGAUGUCAUUUCAUCAGCAGAGACAGAAGGAAACUGAGGGAAGUAUAAAGCAAAUUAAGGAACAGAUAGAAAAUAAUGAAAAACAGGUGGAGAAGCUGACAGAAUUCAGCAGGUCAUGCAUUGAAUCUUUAGCAGAGAAAACAAAAGAAGUAGCAGCGCUAACAAAUGAACUUGAAAAUUCAAAGAUAAGAAUUGCUGAAGUAAAUGAGUCGCUGAAUAAAAUUGUUAGUGAUUUGCAUAAUGCUAAAAUUGAUGUUUAUGAAGGGAAGCGCCAGAAGAGGAGAGCUGAAAACCUUGACAGCCUGAAAAGACUAUAUCCUGAUUACGUGUUUGGAAGAGUGGUUGAUUUGUGUCAUCCUAUCCAUAAAAAAUAUGAACUUGCUGUUACCAAAAUUUUUGGCAAGUAUAUGACUGCAAUUGUUGUGGCUUCAGAAAAAGCAGCUAGAGAUUGUAUUCGUUUCCUCAAGGAAGAAAGAGCUGAGCCUGAAACAUUCCUUCCUUUGGAUUACCUUGAGGUAGAGCCUAUCAAUGAACAGCUAAGAGAGAUUAAAGGAUCUAAAAUGAUUAUUGAUGUCAUACAGACAUCUUUCCUUCCACUGAAAAAAGUUAUUCUGUUCAUUUGUGGAAAUGGUCUAGUCUGUGAAACAGUAAAAGAAGCAAGACAACUUGCAUUUGAUGGUCCACACCGACUGAAAACAGUGGCUCUUGAUGGAACUUUAUUUUUGAAAUCUGGAAUAAUCUCUGGAGGCUCAAGUUACUUAAAAAUGAAAGCUAAAUACUGGGAAGAAAAGGAGGUGAAUGAACUUAAAGGACAAAGAGAAAAACUGAUGAAUGAACUAAAGGACUUGUUGAAAAUGAAGCGUAAGGAGACUGAUUUAAAGCAUUUGCAGACUCAGUGUCAAGGAAUUCAAACACGACACAAAUAUUCACAAAAUGAAUUAGAAGUUUUAAAGAAAAAACAUCUUGCUAAUUUGUACAAGGAAAAAUCUAUGUUGGAAAGUGAACUGGUAAAUAUUAAGUCACAAUGUGCUAUGCUGAAUGAGGGAGUUUUACAAAGAGCUGGAAGCAUGGAUGAGCUCCAAAAGAAAAUCAAUGAGGUGGAAGACAGAGUUUUCCAUGAAUUUUGUGAAGAAAUUGGUGUGGACAAUAUUCGAGUAUAUGAAAAAGAACAUGUCCAACAGCAGGAAGAGGUUGACAAAAAGAGAUCUGAAUUUGAAAACCAAAAAACACGGCUGAGUGUUCAGCUUGACUAUAUUUGCAGCCUCAUACAAAUGCAGGUGAAAAAGUGCAACAUGCUGAAGGAGAGCUUUUGCAAAGAUGAAGCUGAUAACAUUCUCCUGAAAAAGGAUGAGGAUAAUUUUUUACAAAUGGUAGAGGAAAUUACGGAAGAACUGCAGCAGCUUGGAUAUAAGGAGAAUAUUAAUAAGACUGAUAUCAAAGAAGCACAAAAUAAAGCUGAAGAAUCAAGAAAGACAUUCUUAACCAUAAAUAGGGAGUUGGUAACAUUACAGAAGGAUGCUGUAGCAAUUGAGACCUUGUUGGAACAGAAAAAAAUGGAAAGGCAUAAUAAGCUUCUUGAUUGCAAACUUCAGGACCUAAGGAUAAACUUUCUGUUGGGAUCUUUAGAUGACAUUAGUGAAAUAAAGCUGGGUCCUGAUACUGAAAGUAGUGAAGCGACAACUGGUAUUUUUGAAAGAGAACAGGCAAUUAAAAUAGACUAUAGCAGCCUUGGAGAAGAACUAAAGGGCUUACAUUCUGACAAAGAGUUUGAGGCUCACCUAGAACAACUUCAGCAGGAAGUAGCAUCCAAAGAAAAUGUUCUGUGUAGAACACCAGCUCCAAAUCUGAAAGCUGUAGAAAGAUUACAAAUGGUUACAGGCAGAUUCCAAGAAUCAGUGGAUGCAUUUGAGGCCUGUAGGAGGGAAGCCAGAUUAUGUAGGCAAGAAUUUGAGAAAGUGAAAAAUUUGAGAUACGACUUGUUCAGUCAGUGUUUUGAACAUGUGUCAGUAGCUAUUGAUCAGAUCUACAAGAAGCUCUGCAGAAACAGUAGUGCUCAGGCAUUUCUUAGUCCUGAGAAUGCUGAGGAACCUUACUUGGAAGGUAUCGGAUAUAACUGUGUAGCUCCUGGGAAGCGAUUUAUGCCAAUGGAUAACCUGUCUGGUGGUGAAAAGACUGUAGCUGCUUUGGCUCUUGUGUUUGCAAUACACAGUUUUAGGCCUGCCCCCUUUUUUAUUUUGGAUGAAGUUGAUGCAGCACUAGAUAACACAAAUAUUGGCAAAGUAUCAAGCUUCAUUAGGCAGCAGUCCCAAGAAAAGUUUCAAAUUCUGGUUAUCUCCUUAAAGGAAGAAUUUUAUUCUAAAGCAGAUGCUUUAGUUGGAGUCUGCCCUCAGCAAGAUGAUAUUAUGUUCAGUCAAGUGCUGACCCUGGAUCUUACUCAGUAUCCAGACUCUGAUGAGAAUGAAAAGGGAGAGAAACAGAGUAAGAGCUCUGUAUUAAAAAAGGACAAAGACUGAAUUUAUUGCUGUUUUAAUAUGUUUAGCCACUGUUUGCUCCUGUCUGAAUUUCCUAAUGUAUGUUAUUGAACCAUUGAAAGCUUCAAACAUUUAGCAUGAGAAGUGGUUGUAAAGAAGUGGUAGUUAAGUAUUUUGCUAUGUAAAGAUGCUUGCAAUGCUCAAAGGUUCACACUUAUGCUGUAUGGAAGGUAACUGCUAAAAUCUGAAGUAUCUGAGACCAAACAGAAGUGAUAUUUCAGGAAAUCAGAAUAGGAGAAAAUGGCAGAGAAUACCAUUAUCUAUUUGCUGGUUCUGUAACUUCCUUAAACAUUAUCCUGAGAAGUUUCAAGUAUUUCAAGAUAUUUGGAACCCCACAGUAGAGAUGUGGGGAGAAAAUUUACAGUGGUGAAGUUAAACUAAGCACACUUCUUUGGCCACUUUGCCUAGCCUGAUUAUCUCUCCAGUUAUAUCUUUUCCUCUUUAAACUGGGUUAUUGGAUUAAUAUUACAUUUAUGUGCAUCUAACUUUGAACUUUUGGCUUAAAUUCCUAUAUUGUAAGUCCCAUAAUAUUUUGUGCUCUCCAACUGAAUAUUAACCUUGCUCACAUAGGGCAGGGGACAAUACCAUUUACUGAUUAAAAGCUUGUAUUACUGAUGUUAUGUUACUGAGGAUUUAAUAUUUCCUUAUACGAAAUAGGUUGAGUGUUGUCUAUUGUAUUUGUCUAAUGUGCAUAAUUUUUAUUUGAUAGUAGUUCAAUAAACUUUGUUCUAGUUUCUCA
Varanus komodoensis (Komodo dragon) is the source of this 4727-nucleotide messenger RNA. RefSeq names its product structural maintenance of chromosomes 1B (gene SMC1B). The coding region runs from base 203 to 3970 and encodes 1255 amino acids. NCBI's taxonomy places the organism in Eukaryota, Metazoa, Chordata, Lepidosauria, Squamata, Varanidae. The transcript is spliced from 27 exons. Gene Ontology annotation, biological process: sister chromatid cohesion. Gene Ontology annotation, cellular component: nucleus; cohesin complex; chromosome. The record is from RefSeq and is a predicted model, not a curated record. Gene Ontology annotation, molecular function: ATP hydrolysis activity; protein binding; DNA binding.